Messenger RNA from Paramecium octaurelia, 660 nucleotides. The record is from the annotation of a GenBank genome assembly. NCBI's taxonomy places the organism in Eukaryota, Ciliophora, Oligohymenophorea, Peniculida, Parameciidae.
AUGAAAAUUUUGAUUCUCAUUCUAUUGACAUUAUCAUUAGCCAAAGAAGAUUAUUAUAAAAUCUUAGGAUUAUCAAAAGGAGCUGAUUUGGAGAGUGUAAAAAAAUAAUUUAGGAAAUUAUCAUUGAAAUAUCAUCCUGAUAAAAAUCAUUCUCCUGGAGCUCAUGAAAAGUAUUAAAAAAUAACUCAUGCUUAUUAAGAAAUAAUAGAUGGUAAUGCAGAUAAAGAAGAUGAUGAUAUGCUUUUCAAUAAUAGGCGAUAUUCUUAAACAUUUACCAGAACAUAUACAUUUACUGAUGAUCCAUUCAGAAGAACUUAUAAUUCAUACACAGAAUUUCCUAAUCAAAAAUAAGAUAGCUUCUUAAAUCUCAACUCUAUUUUUCUAAUUGGGAUUGUAUUACUUUUCGGUUUUCUGAUUACAAACAUCAUGAGUAAUAUUUAAUAAGAGGAAGGUAAAUAAAAUUAGUCAGCAAAUCAAUAACAACAGCAUAAUUAAUAAUAAGAAAAUUAACAGCAUCAAAGUCAACGACAAGACCAGAGUUAGACUUAAUAAAAGUAACACACGAAAUUGAACCAGGAUAUUAAGGAGAAGGUUUCAAAUAUUUCUUCCUAUACAGAAUCUAAUCACAGAUUCUAAUUUUAUGAGAAUUUUAACUAAUGA